CCGAAACUCGGAUUCAAUUCAAUAAUAAAUUCCAAAAUCCAAAAAAGAAAAAAAAGUCUCUUCCUCAAAUGCUUCCCCAAACGCAAUCUUUAACCAGCCACUUGGCUCUUCCAAUCUUUUCAUACAAAGCCAAUUCAAGAUUCCACUUCACUGUUUCAAAACCCAUCUCGUUUCCAAAAACUCCAUCGAAAUUUCCAAAAUGCUCGCGUUCAACGGUAUCCGAACCGACCCAUUUGAAAUUGGGGAACAACAAGCCGGUUCCUGCCGAGGUCUCGAGGACAAUCAUGGAGUUAUCAUCGGUUGGAACCCUUUCCACGCUGACCGAAGUGGGAUGGCCUCUGGGUAUUGGCGUUCGCUUUGCUGUUGACCAUGAAGGAACUCCGGUCUUGUGUUUGAAUUCAUCUAAUGCACAGUUUUCUACCAACAAGUCGUCUAGUCUCCAUGUUCAGCUAGAUCAGUGUGGCUUGCGGACUCCUCAGUGCACUAUAUUGGGUAACAUUGAUAAACCGGAAGAUAGAAUGGUUGUGAAGCGGCUUAAUUCGAUAUGGAAGAAGAGGUUUGGUGAAGGAGUGGAUGAAAAUCUCAUGUAUGUUGUUUCAGUGGAAAGAGUACUUCAAAUGGAAGACUUUGAAGAGGUUGGUAAUUGGAUCAAUUCUUCAGAUUACAGAAACGCACCCCCUGAUCCUCUUCGAGACAUUGCAGAAAAGCUAGUGAACGAUAUUAACAUCCAUAAUAUCGAAGAUGUUAAUCGCUUUUGCAACAUUUUUGUUGAUUUAGAAUUCCCGGUUUCUGAAGCAAAGUUAAUAUGGGUUGACCGGUUAGGCUUCGACAUGCGUAUCUGGUCUCCGCAAGCAGGUAUAUUCGACAUGCGUAUCUGGUCUCCGCAAGCAGGUAUAUUCGAGGUCCGCAUUCCAUUUCCCUCAGAAGUGUCUGAUGAAAAAGGUGCAAAGUCAACAUUCAAUAGCAUGUCCCAACUGGCUUGGGAGGUGGAAAAGAAUUUCUAUGUUCCAGAUUUUCAGAAGGUGACACAGUUGAAAAGGAUAACAUAAAUGGGAGGGUAAUUUUUCCUUCCUUUUUUCUUUUUUCUUUUUUGUUUUGUUUUUUUUUUUUUUUUUUCUCCCUGUUCUUGUCAUUCUCCAUUGAGUAUUGAGCUUUAUAUCUUCCUAGGUUUGAUAUGGCCUGCUUCAAUAUUACCUGUUGAUUAUAUAUAUAUAUAUAUAUAUA
Ziziphus jujuba (common jujube) is the source of this 1224-nucleotide messenger RNA. Its product is annotated as glutamyl-tRNA reductase-binding protein, chloroplastic. The record is from RefSeq and is a predicted model, not a curated record. The transcript has 5 exons. The coding region runs from base 69 to 1049 and encodes 326 amino acids. NCBI's taxonomy places the organism in Eukaryota, Viridiplantae, Streptophyta, Magnoliopsida, Rosales, Rhamnaceae. Gene Ontology annotation, cellular component: chloroplast.